Messenger RNA from Pollicipes pollicipes, 1008 nucleotides. RefSeq lists its product as uncharacterized. The transcript is spliced from 8 exons. NCBI's taxonomy places the organism in Eukaryota, Metazoa, Arthropoda, Thecostraca, Pollicipedomorpha, Pollicipedidae. Bases 46 to 1008 code for a protein of 320 amino acids. The record is from RefSeq and is a predicted model, not a curated record.
ACGGGCGGAGGAUGCUUACCGGCUUGCAGGACGGCGUGCCGUGCAAUGACGGUCGUUCCGGCGAGACGAUGCCGCCAGCUGUCGACGGCCAGUUGGCAGGUGUGGAGGCCGGGUCGGACAAAUUCCAGGCGAUGGAAGUCUCGGACAGAUAUGGUGGAGUCUCCAUCCCCCGCGCUCGGCUCACCACCCCACGGGCGGCAACCGAACCCUGUGGCGAAGCCGCAGCCGCAGGCGGAACGGGGAUCGGAGCCGGAGCCCAAGCUGGAGCCGGCGGCGAAACCGGACCCGGAGCCGGAAGUGGUACCGGCGCCGCCGCCGCUGCAGGCCGAGUGCAGCGUGUGCGGCGAGCGGUUCUGGCGCCAGGACGUUCUGGUGCAGCACAUGGCGGCCCACCAGGCCACGCACCGCUUCUCCUGCCGCAAGUGCGUGUUCCGCUGUCGCACCAAGCACCAGCUGGCCGAUCACAUUCGCAAGCAGCACGUCACCAUCAAGCGGCGCCAUCAGCCAGCCGUCGGGGUGGACCGCCGGCUGCGCUGCGUGACGUGCGGCAUCGACAGCUUCCCCAGCUUCAGCUACUUCCACGACCACCACCUCUACCACCACCUGGUGACGCGGCCCGAGCCGCGGGUGGUGGGCCAGCGCCGCGGCCAGCUCGGUCUGCCCGUCGUCGGCGUCAACGGCAUCGGCAAGAUGGGCCCCAGCCCGCGGCCGGUGGCCUUCUUCAGCCUGGGGCAGGCCUGGCCGCUGCGGAGUGCUGAGGACUCGGUGGCCGAGCUCUGUCGCAGCCACUUCCUGCAGGAGGUGAACCGCAUCAUCGACGGGGCGACCGUCUGGUCGCAGAACGAGCGAAACCUCAGCUGCCAGCUCACCUUCCAGACGGAGGCGAUCCUGCAGCGGCUGAUGGUGAGGUUCGACAAGUUGCAUCUCGACUGCAACGACCACCUCUACAUCCAUGAUGGUGCUCACGCCAUCAGUGGCAACCAUAAGGUGCGGUACUCAUGUCAUUAA